Syngnathus typhle (broad-nosed pipefish) is the source of this 2256-nucleotide messenger RNA. RefSeq names its product ankyrin repeat and SOCS box protein 14-like. The transcript is spliced from 8 exons. Gene Ontology annotation, molecular function: protein binding. Gene Ontology annotation, cellular component: cytoplasm. The coding region runs from base 213 to 1769 and encodes 518 amino acids. NCBI's taxonomy places the organism in Eukaryota, Metazoa, Chordata, Actinopteri, Syngnathiformes, Syngnathidae. The record is from RefSeq and is a predicted model, not a curated record.
AACUAGGUGUACGGGUAAUAUAUGCAUGGUAGGCGCCAUAAUCUGUUAUUUAUAGUCGAAGAGCUAUAAAUAUCAGUCGUGUGUGACUGCAAGGGUGUCCAACUACACUGCUGUCCGAGUCCCAGAAGGAGCACAGCCUGACUGAAGGAAACAGAUUGAGAAUUGCAAUACCUUGUUUGGCCAUACAUUAUCGUUAUCAACUGGACAAACAGAUGAACGCAGAUACAAAAGAUGACAUUUUUCAAUCCGAAGAUGACUCGGAUGAAGAUGUAACAACCCAAUCUGUAAUAGAGGAAAGUCUCAUUGAAUACAGAAAGCUCAAGGGACUGAGUCCAAGUCAUCUGAAUAGUACCGAAGACCCUGAUGAUAUAUUCAAAGCGAUUGCUGAGGGUGAUGAGGAUGCACUCAAACGACUAACGGAACAACCAGAUAGACUUUCCAGAAUUAAUGAGCAUGGAUGGAUUCCUCUACAUGCAGCUGCAGUGCAGGAGAGUAAAUACAUCCUCGAGAUCAUCUUUUCAGUUUCACCCUUUGGGGCUGCCCAGAGUCGCACAUUCAAGGGGGAGACACCAUUGUUUUUAGCUGUAGUUUAUGGCCGUCUACAGAACUCCACAUUCCUUUUACAGAAUGGCUGCAACCCCGAUAUCCAGGAUGAUGAGCAAGAUUCUCCAUUAAUGGCAGCUAUUCUAAAUGACCAGUAUGACCUGGCAACAUUAUUGCUUCACUACGAUGCUCAAGUGGAUCAGCUCGGCCCGCUUGGAAGGACGGCACUCCAUGAGGCUGCCUUCCUUGGCUUGGAGAACUUUGUUUGUCUGCUCCUUGAGUCUGGUGCCAACCCAAAUGCGUGUGACAUCAGAAAGAAAACACCACUUGCUCUGGCGGCACAAAAUGGACAUCUCAACGUGAUGGAGCACUUGUUACAGAAAGGCGCGAAUGUUGAGUGUCAAUCAGAAUCUGGCAGUAUCUUGUUUGACGCAGCAGCAUCAGGAAACCCUGAUGUAAUAUCCUUGCUGCUGGACCAUGGAGCAGAUCCUAACUCGCCUUUUUACAGUGGCCAUCUGCCAAUUCACCAUGCGGCAUAUCAUGGUCACAUUCUAGCACUACAACGCCUCAUCCCUGUGACAAAACUGUGUGCAAUAAAGGAGAGUGGGAUGAGUCCUCUUCACUCUGCAGCUGCUGGAGGGCACGCACAUUGUUUGGAGUUGCUGCUCAAAGCUGACUUUGACCCAAACCAAAUGUUACACCCGAGAGUGCGCCGGAAAUAUGAUGAUGAACGCAAGUCUGCCCUUUUUUUCUCUGUGUCCAACAACGAUCUUCAGUGCACUCGCCUGUUGCUGCAGGCGGGGGCAAUGGUGAACCAGGAUCCUAUCAGUUGUUUACAGGUGGCAAUGAGACAGGGCAACUAUGAGCUCAUUAAUACCUUGCUGAAGUUUGGGGCAAAUGUGAACUACUACUCUCGAGUCAACCCUACCCACUUUCCCUCAGCCCUGCAGUAUGCACUAAAAGACGAAGUCAUGCUGAGAAUGAUUUUGAACCACGGCUACGACGUCAAACGUUGUUUUGACUGCCCGUAUGGUGACGGUCGCCAUGACUCGGCUCCUUGGACAACAUCGGUUAUCAAAGAUAUGGUGGUGAGAUGGGUCAAAAAUUGGAGAAAUCAGCGGUACCCCAAAUUGUGUUGCAUACAUUCAGUAUGCUUUACAUCACGUGUCAAACUCAAGGCCCAGGGGCCAAAUACGGCCUGCCACAUCAUUUUAUGUGGCCCGUGAAGACAAAUUGUGCAUCAAAUUCGUGUGUCAUUACUAGAAUUGCAAAUUGUCUUCUCUUUUAAAAUAUUUGACCAGUUUUUACUCGUCUGAUUUGAAAACGCGUUAUUUGUCAGUUUGUUUUGUAGCUUUUACUGUAUAUAAUAUGAGGUGCUCAUACAUUUAUUUGGGUUGACAGUCAUAAUGGCCCUCCGAAAGAAGCUAUGACUACAAUGCGGCCCGCGAAAAAAAACGAGUUUGACACCCCCUGCUUUACAUGAAACUGGUCCAAAAAAGGUUGGGGACUGCAGAUGUGGAGGAAACACAUUCCCAGGAUGUUUCAGUGGUAGUGACCUGAUAUCUUAUUUUUUCUCUUUAGUUCUGUGAGGUGAUAACAGUGUCUUGGCUCAAGCACUUAUCUGCUCAGGUGGUACGAAUCAUGCUCGACUACACCAACCAUGUCACCUUCUGCGCCAAAAUGAGGGAAGUCUUACAGGAGCAAAAGCAGUGG